AUUUGUUUUGUGUAGCGACCAGCGAGCUUCCAACAUGAAAUUGUGGUUGAAUAUCUAGAUAGAAGUUCAUUGACCGUGAGUGAGUGAUAGAACAUUGAGUUGGAUGGUUAUCCUAGAUAAGCACAAUUAAGCUAGUUAUCUUCCAUUUCAGCAACUGGAUCAACUUUACUGAACCGUUAUUCUAAGGUAGCUAUGGCAUUGUUCUGUAUGACUGUUUUAUACAUUCAACAUGCACCAAGUAUUGCACUGUAGUCGCGUUAAUGUCAUCCACUGUAGAAAUCAAUGCAACUAUUUUCUGAUCACAUCAAUAAUGAUUGGUUUUUGCUAUGUUGUUGAAUAAAACGUGUGAAUACAAAGGCUCAAUGGAACCAAGUGUAUAAUAUAGUGUGUUGUUUUGCUACAGAGGGUGGACUAAGCAGCAAGUCAGAAGAUGCAGCGUCUCUUUAACCAGAGAGCCUUGUGGCAAUCAGCUGCCCUGCGCUCCAUGCUCCUGGGCCCAGUUACCUGCGAGCCGUCCACCAUCUUGGGUCCACGGAUGGCCUCCUACUUCCUCAGGAACCCUGGCCUCAGCCCCAGUCUCAGUCCACGCUGGGUGAGCACAUCAGGAGCAGUGUGGACCACAGCACCCCGUAAGCCCACCACAGAAGAGGGCCAUAGCAAUGUUGACCCAGGCCAGGAGGAUAUCAUGGGGGACCGGUCCAUUGGUCUGGUCCAGAGGUUCAGGAGAACUCUAAAGCAGUAUGGGAAGGUGAUGAUCCCCCUUCACCUCAUUACCUCCUCAAUGUGGUUCGGGACCUUUUACUAUGCUGCCAUGCAGUAAGUUUUAUUUAAUAUUUGUCUAUGCAGGGAAGUCCCAAUGUCUCUUUUGCAAGGGAGCUCUGUAUCACAAAAAUGCAGCAUGAAAUACAAAGUACAUAAUAAGGAAUUAGUUAUUAAUUACAACAGACAGUUCUUUACUACGCUGCCAUGCAGAAAGUUAGGAGUAACGUUGUACAGAUAUCAAGAUAUUAUUUAGCAACCUGACAUGAGAGGAAGGAGCAAAGACAAAACCCAUAAACGGUCAUGUGAGAUGUGAGAUGUUAUUCUGAGACUGUUUCUGUUGCUCCUCUCCAUAUGGCCAUUAGUGAUAAUGGGCUUUUCUCCAUCCCUGGUCAACCUGAGGUUACUGCCUGGCAGACACCACUGAGUCUCAUUUAGAUGUACAGUAUUCUGAUUAAACAAUCAGGGUUGUCUGGCCUGGCAGUAAGAGCUGCCAUUAAGCCUGCUUUAGUUAGGCUCAGACUAGGAUGGGCCCAGUGAUGGUAAUUAUUUUAGUUGUUGACACUUGACUGACUUGAUGUGUCAUAGAAAAUUAACCAUAUUAAAUUAACCAUUUAGGGGUGUAAAUGUGGUUCCGUUUCUGGAGUAUGUUGGAUUCCCAGAGAAGCUUGUUAAGCUGUUGGAGCAUUCCCAGAGUGGCUAUGCACUGACUGCCUAUGCCAUGUACAAGGUAAGAAUGCUCAUCUCAUUACAUGUUUGGACAGCAAUUGUUUGUGAUUGGCUUGUUGGACUGUUUGUGAUUGGCUUGUUGGACAAUGGCAAUUAUUUUGAGUGUUGGUCCAGAGCUAAAUCACCACAUUAAUCUUAACACAUCAUACUAAUCACAUUAACACUAACCACAAUGUCCAUGUUGUUUAUUGUCAGAUUGCCACCCCAGCCAGGUACACCGUGACAUUAGGGGGGACGUCCCUCUCGAUCAGGUACCUCCGUAAACAUGGUCACAUGACCACCCCACCGCCUGUUAAGGAGUACCUGCAGGACAAGAUGGAGGAGACCAGGGAACGCCUCUCUGAGAAGAUGGAAGAGACAAAGGACAGGUUGUCAGAGAAGAUGGAAGAGACCAGAGAUCGUCUGUCGGGGAGGAUUGGGGAUAACAAGGACAAGUUGGCAGAGAAACUCCAAGAGACCAAAGACAAAGUGUCUUUCAGAAAGAAGCCGGAGUAGAUAUCAUAUGUUAAUUCCUGGAUAUAAUUAAAUAAAUGUUCAUAUGGCCACUAUAGCCCUUGAAAAGGAUGGCUGGACACAUUUCCCUAAACUGAUUUAAUCAGACACCACAUACUCAUAACAUCAAAGCAUUUCUCUUCUCACCUCUGCUUGACUGCAAAUAGUAGGCUGCUGCACCUGCUCAAAUAGCAAAGGAUCCAGGAAGUAAGGAGGAAAAUAGUUAUAUGGAGUUAAAAGUUGAAAAAUGGGUGCUACAUUUUCUGGGAAAUAUUUGUAUGAAGGAGUGAUUCCAGAAGAACAUGGUAUGUGUGGUGGAGGAGUGGGCUUUGAAUUGGUUCACUGCAGAUGUAGACUAUUAGACAGUUACGGUCCCCAGGCAGUCAGUCACAACCACAACAUUCACACUGGCUCAUGUUACAAAGGUUAUUGUUGUUUUUACAAUGUUAUACUGAGAGAUUUAUCUGAAAUAUUAAAACGUAUUUGUCCUCCAUUAGCUUGCCAAUGAAAACAGAUUCACAGUGAGAUCUGCUGAAAUAUUCAAAUAUACACUACCGGUCAAAUGAUUUAGAACACCUACUCAUUCAAGGGUUUUUCUUUAUAUUUACUAUUUUCUAC
Molecule: messenger RNA, 2598 nt
Organism: Coregonus sp. 'balchen'
Lineage: Eukaryota; Metazoa; Chordata; Actinopteri; Salmoniformes; Salmonidae
Source: the annotation of a GenBank genome assembly